This is a messenger RNA of Klebsormidium nitens, 1795 nucleotides long. NCBI's taxonomy places the organism in Eukaryota, Viridiplantae, Streptophyta, Klebsormidiophyceae, Klebsormidiales, Klebsormidiaceae. The record is from the annotation of a GenBank genome assembly.
UGCCGCCACCCUAGAUUUACAGCCAUGUGCUGGCGCUAGGACGCUGGCGCUAGCUGGCCAUCCAGGAUACAGGCGAUUCGGAUUGGCAUUGGCAUCAGGCGAUUGUGAAGGUCCUUGUGAGGGCAGCAAGGCGAAUCUGUAGAUUGUUCCGAUAAGCUGAAAUGCAGCACUGAUCGACAGCCCUGUAAGAUGCAUUCAGUGAUUGCAAGUAUUGCCGCUUGAUUCGUCUGGAGCUGAUACCCUGCAAGGUACAGUUGUAAUUACUUUCCGCGCGUUACUAAGAAUGUCAAGUGCAGCGCUACCUUGCUCUAAAACGUCAGCUUUCGUGCAAACUCCAAGUCACAGGCACAUCAAUGAUACGAUUCAGGGGCAGUGGCGCGGCCAAGCCGCUGGAGAUACCACCGCCCGACUGAAUGCAAUGAACAGUGUGCUAGCUCCCCACAUUGGCGGCAGGGUAGGUUGGCUUCCUGCAAGGACAGAAGCGGGCAAUGCUGCAAUUGAUCUGAGUAAUGUCAAACUAGAUGCAAGAGCCAGAGCAAGCGGCCACAAUGCAGAUUUUCCCCAAAGACAUUGCACUCACCGCCGGGGGGCAUGCGUCCCGGCAGCGGCGCUUAGAUCUGACGCAGCUCGGCCAGGGGCAAUAGGGAUAAACUCUUGCACUGUGCGCGCUUUUCUCUGCCACCAACAAACUGUGGAUUCUUUCCCAAGCCCCUCAUCAAAGCGACUGCAGAGAUGCAGAUUCACUGGACCGCAAAGAUCCGAGUUCACAGAUAGACAUAAGCUGCACCACCAUUCCAUCGGAUUCAGAAAGAGCGCAAAAUCUGAAAAGGCCCUGUCAACCAGGGCGAUCCUCGAUUUCGACUGGUCAGACUCCCCCCGCGGCUGGGCCGACAGGGCCUCCACGUUUCUUCCCCCCCUCGCCCCUGACCCCGUCAAGUUCCAGCGCAAAAGACUGGACCUUAAGUUUGCGGUCCUGCUGAUGCGGUCGUCUUAUGAAGCAGUGGACGAACUAGAUUUUGUACCGAUGGACAGGUUUCAGGUUAAGUUUUGGAAAUUGCGGCAAAGCGAGCUGGAGCCGUAUGCGCUGCAGUACAGCCCUCUGAAGGCAAAGUACGGAGACCUCAGUGACCCGCUCUACUUCGACUUCAUCUCUUUCAGUCAGUACGCGGCGAUCUCAAAUGAGAUGAGGGAGGGCCAGCAAGUCUUCCAGGAGAAGCUGGGCGCGGGGGGCCUUGUAAAGACCGUGCGCCGCAACCCCGAGUUACGCGAUAACGCGAGCCUGCCAUCAGCGUUCAAAGAGAGCGUUGCGAAGAAGAUCUACACCGGUCUGGUGGAGGGUUUCGAGGAGGUCCAGUUCGGAGGCCCUGUGCCAUGCGAGGCGGGCGCGCCAGCCGACUGCGUUGUGAACGGCGUGAAGCAAAUUUUGUCAAUAUUCGUGAAGGCUGGGUACGCCCUGAAAGCGACCGUCUCAGAUGUCGACCAGCUUGGAGACGGGAGUCGACGGAUACAGGUACGAGUUGAGGGUCCGGCCAACCUGUGGAGCGUCCGCAGCCUAGCGAGCCGGCGAGCGUCCGUCUAUAACGAGUUUCUCGCGCUAGCAGUGCUUGGGUUCCUUCUAGCCAGCGGCGUGCCCUCCACCUUUGCGUCAAAGUACUCUGACACAAGUAUAGACUACGACUUUGAUUGCAGUACGAAAAGGACGUAAGUCGAAAAGAGCAAAGUCCAAAUCAUAUUGAGUGAUUGCAUGCAUGGUCGUGUCCGUGCUUAUGAUCGCCUUGAUCAACCGUAACGUGGU